This is a messenger RNA of Actinia tenebrosa (Australian red waratah sea anemone), 2382 nucleotides long. RefSeq lists its product as uncharacterized. Lineage: Eukaryota; Metazoa; Cnidaria; Anthozoa; Actiniaria; Actiniidae. The record is from RefSeq and is a predicted model, not a curated record.
CUGACAUGUUUAAGAAACACGAAUAAGUUUCUAAUCAGGUAAGACUUAUUGCACUUGGUAAGAUACCAGAUACUUGGUAAGAUACAAUGGUGUGCGCUUUUAGUUAUCCAGCCAUUCUUAUCCUUCUUCUGCAGAAUGGAUAUAUCACUGGUUUGACUAGCUGGCCGGAUGGAAAGUAUGGUCUGUUAAAACCUACAACYGGCUGUCCUGAAGAAUGGACAGACAAAGAAUGGAAAAAAACUAGAGUGAAAUAUAAAUAUGGGAACAACAGAUGGUCAUACAGACUGGAAUACAGGGGAUUGACUGAUAGAGGAUUUAUCUUUCAAACCACAGACGACAAUUAUCCAAACAUUGAGGCCUCACAGACCUUGAAUAUGGAAGAAUAUGUUGACCCAGACUUCGUCYUGAGGUACUUUUGUGUUAAAAGAACUGAAGUUAAACCAUCUUCGAUAAAAUGGCCACCAGGACAAUACUGUAUUUACGAACGUGGAAAGCAACCAGGGGGAAGGAUUCGAAUGUAUGAUAUGGACUAUAGCUACCGGCAUUCAACCAAAUAUGUUAAGGACUUUACUGACAACUGGUAUCAUUCAAUCAAUUUACAUUUUUCUUGUCAAACAAGUGGUAACGAAAAAAUUCCAAUCUCGUUACCGAUAACUAAACCCUUUUAUCUGCUGCCUUAUGGGUCACGAGACUGUCAACAAGUCGAAUGGAUGGUAGCAACAACUGAAUGGAUCAAGUACCACACAGGAAAUUAUAAAGACAGGUCUUAUCAGAAGUCUGGAACUGCAGUUCCGUUUUAUGAAAUUGGUGACAUCAAGAAUAAAGGGAUCACCAUGUAUUACUGCUAUUAUGAAAGUUGCAACUACACUCUGACAAACACGACAGGUGUUUUCCAGUCCCCUGGCUUCCCUGGUGAAUACCCGGAUGGACAGCUGUGCUCGUGGAGGAUCAUGGUCCCUGAUAAUCACACCCUACAUGUUCACUUUACGAACUUCUCUUUGUACGAGUACGAUAAAGACUGUUUACAGCUAUACGAAAAUAAUAGUAGGAUUUUUAAACAUAGGCAAGCAUUCUUUGGCCAACAGCCACCCUUCACCAUCACAGCCACUAGUGAUGUGAUGUUCGUUUUUCGAUCAGACGAAGAAAACAACAGCACUGGAUUCAGGGCAAAUUAUACGAUGUUCAAAACACCUGAGAGAACCACCACAGCCCCACCCAAACCACCAACAACAACUACGCUUCCAACAACCACGACCCAAUCAACAACAAAACUUAUAACAACACAACCAACGACAACCAAACAACCAACAACUAAGCGGCCAAGCACUACAGAAGCAACAACAACAUUUCCAACGACACCAAAUAUUAACUCGACAGCAAAUGAAACGGUACAAUGCAUCCCUAUCACAACUAAAAACAAAUCUUACAAUAAAGACAAUAUCCAUUCAUUAAAGAAAACAUGUUUUUGUGACGAGACUUGGAGAAUAGUUAUCAUGGUGUUACCGUUGGUCGUUUUUAUCCUUAUUGUCCUCGUCAUUAUCGACAUUUUUUGUCGUUGCAGAUCCAUAAAAGCCUUACAAAAAGGAACAAGUGGAUCAAGUGCUAAUGAUGGGAUGGUCGUAAACCCGACAUACGAGCGAGGAAACAUAAUUCUUGACCAAACUACUGACACUACCACAGUCGCGUCAACCGCAAACACAGUUGAUGACCAACCGCAGUCACGUGACGAGCCUCCCGAUUACGAAGACGUCGAUUACACCCAACUGAAUGAAGUUCCACCUCCAAGAAGAUCAAUAAAACGUGAAGAAUGUCAUGCACUAGAGCCCGUUGGUUAUGAUACCCCUGAUGUAUUUUACCACGUGCUGGAGCACCCAAAUAUAGAAUCAUCAGAUGGACCACAAUGCCAUGCGACCAAUCAUUCUGGCAAAGAAGCCUCUUCUGUUUUUUACCACGUACUGGAGCCCCCGGAGAUAGAGUCGGAUGGACCACAAUUCCAUGCACCCGAGCCUGUUGGUAAUGGCGCCCCAGAAGUGUCUUACCACACAUUGGAAUCCCCCACAGCUUUGAAUAGACCAACCUAUCAGAAUCUCUCAGAAGUCAACCAUUACACAUUGAACCCACUCUACGAAUCAGCAGAGAACUCUGCUCCGCUUGUUGAGGCAAACAAACUUUACGACAAUUCCAUCGCAUGAGUGUGACAUAGCAUAUCAUCAAGUAGGACAGAUUCCGCGUGACUACGACAAAUAAUAGAACACGGCACGGUAAGCUGAUGGAACGGACUCGAAACGAAGACUUUUAAUUUCAGGAAUGGAAUUACUUGCUCUGGUAACGCGCGAUUUACUGCUCGUCAAAUGUUCGGACUGUCACGUCAUCUACCGUCAC